Molecule: messenger RNA, 946 nt
Organism: Hippopotamus amphibius kiboko
Lineage: Eukaryota; Metazoa; Chordata; Mammalia; Artiodactyla; Hippopotamidae
Product: coiled-coil domain-containing protein 134-like
Exons: 4
Coding region: 147-500 (117 amino acids)
Source: RefSeq, a predicted model, not a curated record
GGCACGCGGCGGUCCCGGCGCCGCUGCUCGCGGGCGCUCUGAGGUUCGGCGACUGCUGGUUGCUCGUGGGCACUCGAGUCGAGGCGCGCGCUGGAGUCCUGCCCGCCCGCCCGCCCGCCUGCCCGGCCUGCUCCAGAGUCUUGGAUAUGGACCUUCUUCAGUUCCUGACCUUCCUCUCUGCCCUGCUACUGUCUGGAACAGGAGUCACAGACACCCUGGACCCGAGUCUGGAGAUCUACAAGAAGAUGUUUGAGGUGAAGCGGCGGGAGCAGCUGUUGGCGCUGAAAAACCUAGCACAGCUGAACGAUGUCCACCAGCAGUAUAAGAUCCUCGAUGUCAUGCUCAAGGGGCUCUUUAAGGUGCUGGAGGACUCCCGGACAGUGCUCAUUGCUGCAGAUGUGCUCCCAGAUGGGCCCUUCCCCCAGGACAAGAAACUGAAGGAUGGUAUGGUCUUCCCAAUCUCGCCCUCUCCUCCUCCCCGCAAACUUGAUCUUCUGUAGCUGCUCCUUCCCUCUUGUUCUUGUCAUUCUUUUUUUUCUGUCUGAAAGUACCCUCUUGUGGCACCUUCCAAGGAGUCUCUUGGGCGGUUGGGCACUUAGUAUAUGAUUCUCUGAGUGCUUCUUGGCUCGUUUCAGAGCCAGUUUCUGUGUCCCUGACACUGCUAUGGUCUGUAGUACUGUCUGGUGCUUGGGGCAGGGGAAUCAGGGAGGAGCCUUUGCGUACUUCCACUCCAGGAAUCCUUGCCUUCACCACCCCGACCCCUCUGGUAGAGAUGGCAAGGGUUGUUCCCAUUUAUAGGAGAGAAAACUGAGGCCUGUUGAAGUGACUGGCCUGUGGAAGCAGUUACUAGCACUCUUUACUACUGUUCUAAAAGCUUCAACCCCCUUAAAUCCUUUUUGAGAGAUGAGACCAACAUAGAUAAAUAAAAGAAUAUUCUGUACCCUUU